Molecule: messenger RNA, 1139 nt
Organism: Bufo bufo (common toad)
Lineage: Eukaryota; Metazoa; Chordata; Amphibia; Anura; Bufonidae
Gene: CD82
Product: CD82 molecule
Exons: 9
Coding region: 143-901 (252 amino acids)
Cellular component (GO): membrane
Source: RefSeq, a predicted model, not a curated record
CCCUGUAGUCCCUGCUGCUGUGGACAUUGUAUCAGUCAGAAAAGUUUGCUCAGAGCAGCUGCUGGCAGCUUCCAAGUAGGAUCCCUGACUGCAAGAGGCGCAGAGAAGGCUGAAAAGUCGCUGAGAAACUCAGAUCCUGAAAAUGGCAAGCGGAGGCUGCAUGAAAGUGAUCAAAUACUUCCUGUUCAUAUUUAACCUCCUGUUUUUCAUUCUUGGAGCCGUUAUCCUCGGGUUCGGAGUAUGGAUCCUGGUAGACAAAACCAGUUUCAUCGCCAUCUUACACGCCUCAUCGUCGUCUCUGACGACCGGCGCGUACAUCCUGAUCGCGGUAGGCGGGGUCACAAUCAUCAUGGGAUUCCUGGGCUGCAUCGGGGCCGUGAAUGAAGUCCGAUGCCUCCUGGGACUGUACUUAACGUUCCUGCUGCUCAUACUCAUCGCUCAGAUCACUGCCGGCGUCCUCAUCUAUGUCUACAGGGAUUCGCUGAAGACUGAGAUGUCUGGUAUAAUCCAUGAGCUGAUUGUGGUCUACAACCCCGAGGACAGUGCGAAUGUGAGCGCGGAGGCGACCUGGGACUACAUCCAGGACAGUCUCCAAUGUUGUGGUUGGUUGAAUUACCAGAACUGGACCGAAAAUCCAAUUGUUAAGAACAGCACCGACCUCUAUCCCUGCUCCUGCGUUAAGAAUGCGUCACAAUCGGAUGGUUUCUGCAAUUCCACCGUCUCGAAUCUGUAUCCAAACGGCUGCAUGCAAAAAGUGGAGAGCUGGCUGCAGGACAACCUGGCCAUCAUCUUGGGCGUCUGUGUUGGAGUUGGCGUUAUUGAGUUAUUAGGACUCGUCCUCUCCAUCUGUCUCUGCCGUAACAUCCAAAAUGAAGAUUACACCAAAGUGCCAAAAUACUAAAGAACAUCGUCCUCUUCCGAACCCCACAGAAUGACCGCCCCGGAUGGAAGAAGCCCUGGGGGAGGAUAUGUAACAUCCCGACCCACCAUGUAUAUAACGCAAACCUAUGAGAGAACCAUGCUUAGAGGAGACGUGAUGUCAUAGUAGUGACAUCACGAGGGUUAAUGACUUCAUUACACAGCAGAUUGUCUUUACCUCUAAGAGGGAAGGUCUCUGACCCGACACAAUAGGGGGGGGG